AGGUCAAUCAAAUCUGCAAAUUAAGAAAAAUUUUCAACCCUUAAAAUUAGAUUAAACCCCAGAAACAUUAAUUACUCAAAGUCCAUAAUGCCAUCGUCUGAAAAUUCCACGCGUUUAGUUCGUUACUAUAAAAAAACGAUCAGUCUAUACCAGGACCGCCACUAUUGUACUAAGUGCCCCCCACCUUUUAUUUUUCCUUUAAUGAAACUUUUCAAGAAUACGGUAAGUUUGUUUAUUAUUUUAUUUUUAUUAAUUCCUGCAUUAAUAAUUAAAGAGAUAAUUUUAUAAAAUUCGUUAUAUAUUAAUACGCAAGGGUGAUGGUAUUUAGAAAAUAAAAUUUUAACACUGUGUUUGAAAUUUUUUCUACAGACUAUUUUUUCUAUGGCAUACAAUAAUCUGUCAGUGUUCGAAAAAAAUUGUCCAUAUUUUGUUUAUAAAUUAAGUUUUUUUUAUUAAUAUUUCACAAUGUGAGAUAAAUUUGCGACUAUUUUUGCAUCUAUCAAAGAUGAAAUAUUUUGAUUAUUUUAAUCUUUAUCAUACUUUAUAGUUGUACAAUAUGUGAUAACCUCCAAUUUUAUAUUUUCUAUAAAUGAAAAUAAAAAGUUAGAAAAUAAAAUUUUCCCAGCUAUUCCAGUGUCAAAUGUCUCAAAUAGAGAGUUACUCAACUUAAAUAAGUUGAGAUUAGAUAUCCCAGUGAAUGUGAUCCAGCAUGGAUGUAAGACAACUCCUGUCAUUUUCUCAAGUUUACAGUAAAGAAACUAUAAAUUUUCUUGAAAGUGAAUUUUCUCGUUUAAAAGACGAAUGUUAUUUGGAUCAUGCAGGAUCCACUCUUUAUUCAAAUACACAAAUUAAAAAUAUAACGGAAAAUUUACUUUCAUCGAAUUAUGCUAAUCCACAUUCAAUUGGGGUUACAAGUAAUUUUACUCACGAUUCAAUUGAGCAAAUUCGUUUCAGAAUUUUAGAACAUUUUAAUGUAUCAUCCGAUGAGUACAGUGUAAUAUUUACAUCAGGAGCAACAGCAAGUUUAAAACUAGUUGCCGAGACAUUUGAAUUUAAAAUCAAAAAUGAAACUCAAAAAGAAGAAGAUGAAGAAGAAAAAUCAAAAAAUGGAUAUUUUAUCUACCUUCAUGAUAAUCAUACUUCAGUACUUGGAAUGAGAGAUUUAAUAUCUAAAAAUCGUGGUGCUCAUGUGGUCUGCCUUCCACAUCACUUGGCUUUUGAAACUUUCAGAGAAUCCACAAUCAUUGAGAGGGAAAUUUCAAAUCCCAAGAGUAACUCUUUAUUUGUUUAUUCAGCGCAGUGCAAUUUUUCUGGAUUCAAAUAUCCCCUCGAGUGGAUUGAAAAAGCUCAAAAUGCAUUAAAUAAUUUUACUUCCAGUAAAAAAAAUAAAUGGUUUACAUUUUUGGACGCAUCCGCUUAUGUUGGUACAAAUAAUUUGGAUCUAUCACGAUAUAAAGCUGAUUUUGUCUGUCUAUCGUUUUAUAAAAUGUUUGGUUAUCCCACUGGACUCGGUGCAUUAAUUGUUAAAAAAUCGAGUGCAAAUGUUUUAAGGAAAAUUUAUUACGGCGGUGGUACUGUUAAUGUUGCAUUGAGCUCUACUCGUUUUCAUGUUAAACGAGAAAAUUUACACGAAAGAUUUGAAGAUGGAACUUUACCGUUCCUCUCGAUUAUUGCACUUGACAGUGGUUUCAAAGUAUUUUCACAAAUUCCUCUCAACGAUAUAUCGAGACAUGUUUUUUCCCUCGCGAGACAUUUGCAUCAUUCUCUCUUAACUUUACAUCACAAUAAUGGAAAUCCAGUGGCAAAAAUUUAUAGUGACACAGAUUAUGAAGAUUACACUCAACAAGGAGGAAUUGUCACUUUUAAUAUUUUACGUUCAAACGGCGAAUACGUUGGUUAUAUGGAAGUUCUCAACAUGGCAGCUCUCUACAAAAUUCAAUUGAGAACCGGAUGUUUCUGUAAUCCCGGAGCUUGUCAACGUCACCUAAAUCUUUCAAAUCAGACAAUUAUCGAAAAUUACGACGCCGGCUAUACUUGCGGUGGAUCCAAGGAUCUAAUUAACGGAAAACCAACCGGAUGUGUCAGAAUUUCUUUUGGUUACAUGUCAUCUUUGAAAGAUGUUCAAAAAUUAUUGACAAUGAUUAGAAAAUGUUUUCUAUCUAAACCGGAAAUUUUAAAAAUACCAAUUUGGUGGAAGGAGAGAAGAGAAAGACUUUAUAGGAGAAAAAUUCAAAUAAAUGAUAAUGUUCAUAUUAUGAAAAGUAUUGGAAAUUGUGAUAAUAAUGAUGAUGAUAUUCGGAGGAGUGUGAGGGAAGAUGAGAUGAUCAAUUCAGGGGGAAAUGUAGAAACAGAAUUUGUUAGGAAAAUUUCAAGACGAAUAAAUUACGUAAAUAAUGUACGAUUGAAGCGUUUAUUUAUAUAUCCGAUAAAAUCAUGCGCUGCAUUCGAAAUAAGUGAUUCAUGGAUUCUUAAUUCGAGAGGAUUGCAGUAUGAUAGAGAAUGGAUGAUUGUCACCACUACUGGAGUUUGUUUAACUCAAAAACAGGAAGUGAAUCUUUGUUUAAUAAGACCGGAGAUUAAUAUUGAAAGAAAUGAAAUGGAAUUGUCGUUUCCAGGAAUGCCUUCUAUCGUAAUAUCAUUAGUAGAACAAUUCCAGGAGAAUAUUAAUGGCACUAUUUGUAGAGGUAAAGUUUGUGGCCACAAAAUUGAAGGCAUUGAUUGUGGUAGUGAUGUUUCCGAAUGGUUGAGUUUAUCACUUGGCCGACCAAAUUUAAGACUGAUUAGACAGACAAAAAAAAUUAUAAACAAAGAGGAGAAAGAUCUAUCGUUUGUGAGUAAAGCUCAAUAUCUCCUAAUUAACGAAGCGAGUAUAUUUUGGUUACACGAUAAACUACCAGAAGAUUCAGAAUGCAGUAAGGAAACAAUGUUGCAUCGAUUUAGAGGGAAUAUUGUCGUGAGUGGAUGUAGCGCAUUUCAAGAAAUCAACUGGAAAGAUAUAAGAAUUGGAAAUUGUGACUUCAAUGUGGAUGGUAUGUGCAAUCGUUGUCAAAUGGUGUGUAUUGACCAAACGACAGGUGAAAAAACCGUCGAACCGUUAAGAACACUAGCAGAAGAAUUUAAUGGAAAAUUAAAAUUUGGAAUAUAUCUCUCCAGGAAGAAUAAUGAAUCUUCUAUUUUGAAAAUUGGAGAGAAAUUGAUUUACGACUGAUAGUGUG
Messenger RNA from Leptopilina heterotoma, 3215 nucleotides. It is a transcript of the gene mal, whose product is annotated as molybdenum cofactor sulfurase. The transcript is spliced from 8 exons. Gene Ontology annotation, molecular function: pyridoxal phosphate binding; molybdenum ion binding; molybdenum cofactor sulfurtransferase activity. The coding region runs from base 710 to 3208 and encodes 832 amino acids. The record is from RefSeq and is a predicted model, not a curated record. Gene Ontology annotation, biological process: Mo-molybdopterin cofactor biosynthetic process. NCBI's taxonomy places the organism in Eukaryota, Metazoa, Arthropoda, Insecta, Hymenoptera, Figitidae.